UAUAUAUUUUUUUAGAAACGGCAACGUCAUAUUAAGCUCUUUGUUUGAUCGUGUUAUUGCCUGAGAUAUUUUCCAAGAGAACGCCAUCUGAUGAUGACUUAAAUGCCCUUGUAUAGCUAAUUUAGCUUGUGCUAACCACAAGCUAACCGAUUCCGCUUCUGUGGUGAUUUGGACUGUCCAGACUGGGUUCUUGCAGAGAUAAGCACGCUGGCUAAAUUGUCCAGCGUGAAGAUGAAACUGCUCUGUGUUCAAGUGUUGAAAGAUCUUUUAGAGGAUGGCAUUGACUAUGAUAAAGUUGAAAAGUUGACAACGGAUGCAAAAUUUGAGAUGGGAGACAUCAAAGCCAGUAUUGCUGUGCUUAGUUUCAUUCUCACCAGCGCUGCAAAGCAUGACGUGGAUAGUGAAUCUCUAUCAAGCGAGCUUCAGCAGUUAGGCUUACCUAAAGAACACACCACAGGCUUAUGCAAAUCCUAUGAAGACAAGCACACAGCCCUUCAGGAUAAACUAAGGGAAAGCAGUUUGCGACUGGGUCGUCUGGAGUCUGUGUCCUGGCGGGUUGACUACACGCUGAGCUCCAGUGAGCUGAAAGAGGUGAACGAGCCAUCGGUGCAGCUCCGACUACAGGCCCAGGAGCCAGAGUCGGGCUCCACACAGACCACCGUGGUGGCUAUCACAGCAGACAAGUUCAGAGUACUCCUGACAGAACUCAAACAAGCCCAGGCCAUGAUGAAUGCCCUACAGUGACCCACUGAAUGAAUGUAGCACUAUUGUAUCAUUCACGUAUUUCAUUGAUCAACGGAGAAUACCCCACAGCACUGCCAUGCAGUUUUGUACAGAAGUGUAUACCACCUUUGGCCUUGUGUGUGUUGUGGUCUGUUAUAGAUUAUAUAUUUGCUUUUUCACAUUCCUUGAGGGCCUGUGCCUUUUUCAUUGCAUUACCUAUUCCAUGAUGAAUAUCUUUGCCUCAAGCACAUAAUGUUUUAUAUGUUGAAUGCUCACUUCAUGUACAGUAUUAAAUUGAUUCAUUUGA
This is a messenger RNA of Alosa sapidissima (American shad), 1030 nucleotides long. RefSeq names its product COMM domain containing 4 (gene commd4). The record is from RefSeq and is a predicted model, not a curated record. The coding region runs from base 232 to 744 and encodes 170 amino acids. The transcript has 8 exons. Lineage: Eukaryota; Metazoa; Chordata; Actinopteri; Clupeiformes; Clupeidae.